AUGCAGUCAACAGCAAAUAUGACGUCUCUGUCUUUGACAAGGCAGCAUGCUGUAGCGGAAUAUAUGCGCUCCAGAGAGGUGUAUCGAAAUGAAACGGUGGCUGUGCUUGUGGAUGCGUUUCGCCACACACAUGCAUACACAAGGUUGUUUGGGAGAGUUAAGGAUGAAAUUGGUCUGGCAGGAGAAAUUCAGCAGUUUCGCUUAUUGUUUUUUCUUUCCCAUUUCCACUCCGAUCACUACAGUGGUAUCACCGAGGGCUGGAACCACGGAACCAUUUACGCUAGUCGGAGCACCGCCAAUCUUUUGUGCUGGCGUUUGGGACUUCCGCAGUCACGAGUAAAACACAUGGAUUUUUGUGUAACGUACGUUUUUUCGUUAAAGGAUGGUGCGUUACUGUACGAGCAAAAGGAAGAAACGGAGGUUGAGGACUGUCCUGAGGAAUGCUUUUCAGUCACGCUGAUUUCAGCAAAACAUUGCCCAGGCGCUGUCAUGUUUCUUUUUCGCUCCACUGUCUUUGGGACGAUCCUCCACACAGGGGACUUUCGAUUUACCCAAGAGAAGUUUGCGUUUUCUCGCCCCCCUGAGGCACUUCAAAUGCUGUGUACCCACGAAGGAGUUGAGAUGGAUAAGGACCCCGUCUUGAGGUCUGUUGCGGGGAAGGUAGAUGUCCUUUUUCUCGACAAUACGUUUUGCGACAGGCGCUUCAGCUUCCUCUCUCGUGCAGAGAGUUUGCGGGAGGUAAAUCAGGCGAUUUUAUCACUGUUUCGCGAACACACAUCCACUCUGAAGCCUGAAGCGGAACGAGUGGCUCCAUUGGCGCAGGAGGGGAAGGAACGCGUUGUUUCUGUGGCUGUUUUCAUUGGAAGCUACUUUAUAGGUAAGGAACGCAUCGCACUUUCUAUUCAGGAAAAUUUUCCCUUGGCGUCUGUCAAGGACUCAAAGUGUAGGGUUGUCCCAACGUACGUUUCCCCUGAGAAGUAUGAAGCACUGAGGCAGUUGGACUAUUAUCUGGACCACUUUGUGCCAUUCCCCCGGUGUCAAGGCGCGGUAAAGGGUGAAAGCUCAACGCUUGAAACUUUCACCAGGCAUGCGGUGAGGCUCCCGCAGGACACAUUAUCUUCUUCACCAGAGGUUGCGCGGGAUGUUUUUUCGUCAUUUGAACUGGCAGAGAUGCCAUGUAACGAGAUAGUCUACUAUUUGACGAUCCUUCUUGUUCCGUUCUCUUCCGUGACGCGCCCUGCGCUUGCUGUGGCGUCUGGGGGACGAUCUAAGCGACAACGUGACGACAGUACUGCUGGUGAUACUCACCAGGAUGUCUCCUUUUCUGGUGAGUCUAUUUCGCUUUGGGGUGAAGAAGUGGUUGACCUCAAGCAAUUCGAUAAGGUCCUCUGUGUGGAGCCCACUGGAUGGUCUCGCAACGCCAGCAGGCAACCUGUCAGCAAGCGUGUGACGUUGCUUCGUGUACCCUACAGUGAACACUGCAGUUUUACGGAGCUUGUGGAUUUUGUGGAAUUUUUGAAUCCCACACUUAUCGUACCAACAGUGUCAUUGGAGCUCUUCAAGAAAUAUGAGGUGUUGUUUGCUGAAAAAGCCCCACGACUGCGCCAACGUUACGCCAAUGCUCAACCACUCUCCCGCUUCUUGGUUCCAAGGCAACUUCCCGUACUGGGAGGGAGUGACACUAAAGGCUUGGAAGACUCGUGUGUAGGUGUCAUUGAGAGGAGGAAGCAACGAAAUCCGUUUGCCCCCAUUACAGUGAUCGAGGAGGUAAUAUUAAUAGAUGGGGAUUAUAAGAACUGCAGUUUCUUAGAUUCCAACGUUGCUCAAGUAACUAACGCACUGAAUGAAAAUGAAGUUGAUAGGGAGAACGAGGCUCUGACUUUGAGGAAAGAUGCACAAGUGACAGUUGCCACCAACGCAGUUGUUUCUAUUGGCAACCCGGUGAUGCGGGAAAGGUCUGAAAAGGAGGUCACACAGCAUGCAGUCGGCAAGGAACAGAUGAAUACACAAAUAUCGACUUAUCACAGGACUCGCUUGAAUGACGUCGGCGCAAAUGGCAGUGAUGAUAGCGAUGACUGUGUCUGCGUUUUAGUCCGGCCACAUUUUAUUGAGGUGAGUGACUCCUCGAACUGA
This is a messenger RNA of Trypanosoma rangeli, 2133 nucleotides long. Its product is annotated as DNA cross-link repair 1A protein. The transcript has a single exon. The coding region runs from base 1 to 2133 and encodes 710 amino acids. Gene Ontology annotation, biological process: protection from non-homologous end joining at telomere; double-strand break repair via nonhomologous end joining; interstrand cross-link repair. NCBI's taxonomy places the organism in Eukaryota, Euglenozoa, Kinetoplastea, Trypanosomatida, Trypanosomatidae. Gene Ontology annotation, molecular function: damaged DNA binding; 5'-3' DNA exonuclease activity. The record is from RefSeq and is a predicted model, not a curated record.